AUGAUGCGGCUAACGCAGAGGUCCAAGGUGGAGGAGGGCCAAGUGGGGCUGCUUAGACCAAGGCCAGUCUGUCCUCCCUCGUCCCUGUACUUCUUCUGUCUCAGUCUGUCCUGUGUCCCUUUGCUGCCUCUGUCUCAGUCUGUCCUGUGUCCCUGUACUUCUUCUGUCUCAGUCUGUCCUGUGUCCCUGUACUUCUUCUGUCUCAGUCUGUCCUGUGUCCCUGUGCUGCCUCUGUCUCAUCUGUCCUGUGUCCCUGUGCUGCCUCUGUCUCAGUCCCCCGUCCCUGUGCUGCCUCUGUCUCCUCCUGUAAUGAUCCACAAACCCGAGCCUCCCCCAGAGAUGAGACAUGAGCCCUGUGCUGCAGGAAGAGAGCGGUCGAUAGCUUUUAACAGAAACCAGAUCAUAUUCUGA
Molecule: messenger RNA, 411 nt
Organism: Knipowitschia caucasica
Lineage: Eukaryota; Metazoa; Chordata; Actinopteri; Gobiiformes; Gobiidae
Source: the annotation of a GenBank genome assembly